Messenger RNA from Drosophila melanogaster (fruit fly), 1838 nucleotides. RefSeq lists its product as uncharacterized. The record is from RefSeq and is marked reviewed. Lineage: Eukaryota; Metazoa; Arthropoda; Insecta; Diptera; Drosophilidae. Bases 103 to 1074 code for a protein of 323 amino acids. The transcript has a single exon.
CAAAAACACACAAUCCCGUAUCCGAAUUCUCUAAAUUCCCAGCAUUUCAAGGAAAUCGAAUUACAUUUAAGGUUUAAAGGCUACAAUUAGAGCUAAUCCGCAAUGGAGUUUCUGGACCCAAAGAUCCACAGCGCCGACAAGUUGUGCGACCAAUUCGAAGAGUAUAAAAAGAAGCGUGAGGAAGCGCACUUGGAGCUGAAGAACAAGGUGAACACCAUGUUCAAUUUGAAAGCGGAUAUCAAGGAGCUCAACGAAAAUAUGGAAACACUUCGCAUUGGAAUGCAACAGCUGGAUGACCAGCAGAAGGUUCAGCUGCAUCAGGGAAAGCUAAUGUCUCAGUCGAUGUUCGGUACCAUUGAGGCUGCUCCUCCAGAUGAAGGACAAGUCCCUUUGAAGGACGAAGAUACCAUACCCAACAAGCUCUUGAUAAAGUCCGAGGUAAAAAAAUGUCUCUUUGAGGGCUGCCAAAGGCGAAUAGACAGCCAGUUGCUUUUGCUGCACUACCUAUGUGAUCAUGAGAACAAGGAAGCUUCCUUUCAGCGCUUUCUUCCCGUAGUGAAACAUGAACGGGCUGUGCUUUCUUUUAAGCCGACGAGCUGUAAGAAUCCUGAUAAUCAGGUGUUGGGACUCCUGGCUUACAAUGCACAACAGUUAUUGAUAUCCCAGCGGCAAUGUGAGCCCUAUAACAGCUUCCCGCUGAACCAACACUCGCACCUGGAUAGUCACAUCCCGUUGGUGGUGCUAAUUUCCCAGACAUUGCCCAAUACGGCUCUGCGGAAUAGGCGUUCACCAGAUAGCCACAGAAACAGUGAGUUCGUCCUCUGGCUGGUUACACCCAGCGACGGACUGCAGUUGAACGUUACGCUCAGUCUCUAUGGAAGAGAUGUUGCACUAAGAACCAGCUGUGUUUUAGGUGUUCGAAAGGUUAAUAAUAACCGGGACGCGGACUAUUACAUGGCAGUCGACGAAAGUUACUGGCGUCUGACGUACGCCGAAGUGGAGAAACUCUCAAACAACUUUCGUGACGAACUCCACCUGGAGGUUGUAGUUACUGAGUCCGAGGGAAACGUGUAACCUCUGCUUACUUACAUUUGCGUUGUCCUGGAGUGCCUUGCACUUAGACUGCUCCGCCGGAUCGGUCAGCUCCGCGAUGCGUUUGUCCAGUAACUGGGCAGGACAGAGAACAAGAAAAAAUGACAAUAAAUUGCAUAAUGCCUGCAUUACGUGGCACAAUACUCACGUUCGUUUGCUCAAUCAUCAGCUGGAGGUAGGCAUCUGCCUCGGAAACACGGCGCGCCACCAACUCCAGGUGGUUGGGUCUUCUGCCGCCUGUUCCGCUCCCGCCCCCUUCCUUCGUGUAGCCACCGGCGAUGUAGAAAGCGCUUUGGCUGUCCCACAGACGCGACCGGUUCGCGUGGCGUCGAAUGGUGUCCUCCAGGCGGCGCACCCACUGCUCCCGCUCCUCGUUGUGUCGCGCCUGCAAGCGUUUGGAAAGUUGGCAAGUUUAGUGGGCUCCUUUGCUUGUGUAUGGGUAUUGGAAAAAGUUUUAUCGUUACAUCAAGGCAACAAAGUCAAACAAAAGGUGGAACGUGAGGACCAGACAGUGGUUUCUGGGUCGAUGCCCGGAUACCCUUUUCCGGUAAGAGGACGAAAACUCUUGGCAAGCAAAGCGGAUAGGCCAUCAUGCUUGCUUUAUAUCUUUUGGGACGAAAACGCGAAUUGCAAAAAGAAACGUGCUGCCCUCUUGAUCUACAUAGUUUUUGCUUACGUAUACCACUAGACGUCAUAAAAAAUCAAUGCAAGUGUGGAAUUUAAAAUGAGUUGGUUCUUCAGUUCAU